AUGGCAGCAACAGCAAACCGCUACAACUUCCUCAUCGUCUUCCUCGUAACCUUCGGCUCUCUGACGUACGGCUACAACUCUGCCAUCAUCGGCGCCGUCAUUGGGCUGCCCUCCUUCUUCGCCUACUUCAACAUCUCGCUGACGGGCCCAAAUGCCGCCGAGGGGUCGCGCAUUACGGGCGCGACGAACGGGCUGUUUGCGGGCGGCGGCCUGAUUGGAUGUCUGUUUAUGACGUGGUUGGCGGACGCGUGGGGCAGGCAGAGGGCAAUCCAGAUUACGGCGUGUUUGUGUAUUGUGGCCGGGGCGAUUCAAGCGGGGAGCGUGCAUAUUGCUAUGUUUUUGGUGGGGCGGUUUUUGAUGGGCAUCGGUGUGGGCAUGGUGAAUGUCAUCACGCCGCUGUAUCAGAGCGAGAUCUCCCCGGCAAAGACGCGUGGCCGUAUGGUCGGAUCGCACGGCUUCAUUCUGUGCGUCGGAUACGCUUUGGCCGGAUGGACAGGCUUCGGCUGCUACUACGUCGCCUCGCAAACCGCGCAAUGGCGUCUCUGUCUCGCGCUGCAAGUCGUGCCACCGCUCGGUCUGCUCAUCGGUUCUCCCUGGCUUCCCGAAUCCCCGCGCUACCUGAUGGCUAACGACCGGUAUGAGGAGGGUCUGCGCAUCCUACGGGACCUGCACCGUCUUCCCGGUGAGGAAGACGACCUUCUAGCGCGCGAGGAGUUCUACCAGAUUCGGAAGCAGCUUGAUCUCGAGCGCGAGGAGGGAUGGCGGCAAGGGUGGGUGAAGGGUUGGAUUCUGCUCUUCCAAAGGAAGUCAUGUAGGAAGCGGUUGUUGUUUGGCUUCCUUACGCUGGGCCUCGUCCAGUCCACCGGAUGCUUGGUUAUCAAUAACUACCAAGUGCUCUUGUACAAUGGCCUUGGACUGUACGGAUCCCUUCCACUUGCGCUGUAUGCUGUGUGGGACUCUUGGGCUGCGUUCAUGAACUUCAUGAACUCGCUGUGGCUCGACAAGUGGGGUCGGAUCCCAAUCAUGGUAGUCGGUCAGAUUGGCUGCGCAAUCUCCGUAGCAGGAUUCACGGGCUGUCUCGCCGUGUACGGAGGCACAUCAAACAAGAUCGGCAACGGCUUCGGGGUCUUCUUCCUGUACCUUUUUGUCACCUUCUUUGGCGGCUCCAUGGACGCCUCCUCAUACGUCUAUGCGGGCGAGCUCUUCCCCACCUCCAUCCGCGCCCAAGGUGCCGGCUUCAGUAUCUCCGCGCUCUUCUGCUUCUCGCUCAUCUACACCAUGUGCGCACCUGUAGCCUUUACCACCGUAGGCUGGAAGUACUACCUCAUCUUUGUCAUCGUGCCCCUCUUCGGCGCUGCUAUUAUGUACUUCUUCUACCCCGAGACCAAGGGCUUGAGUCUUGAAGAGAUUAGUGCGAAGUUUGGUGAUACCGUUGCGGUCGAUUAUACGCGGAUGGAUGAGGAGGCGAGGAGGAAGUUGGAUAAGGGGUUGGCUUUGGGAAUGGAGGUGGAGCUUGUGGAGGAUACGGGACGUGACGUCGAGAAGCACUCUGGUUAG
Molecule: messenger RNA, 1557 nt
Organism: Trematosphaeria pertusa
Lineage: Eukaryota; Fungi; Ascomycota; Dothideomycetes; Pleosporales; Trematosphaeriaceae
Product: general substrate transporter
Exons: 6
Coding region: 1-1557 (518 amino acids)
Biological process (GO): transmembrane transport; carbohydrate transport
Cellular component (GO): membrane
Molecular function (GO): carbohydrate:proton symporter activity
Source: RefSeq, a predicted model, not a curated record